UACACCGAACUUGGGACUGAAGGAAGUGAUCUUUGGCUGGCUUCCAGCAGUGAUCGACGUGUCAGUGUCUGGAUUUCUGACUGGCUGAAGGACAAGUGUGAGAUCAUCGAUUGGUUAAGCUUUCCGGCUCCCACAGGUCCUGAGAUUCCCAGUCCUCUACCUCCUAGCCUGGCAGCAUUUUGCCCUUGGGAUAAAAGUACUAUUGCUUACGUUGGCUUUGGAUUGCAGAAAGAGAUCCUCUUUUACAGCUUGCAACAGAAACAGGUCAUUGAGAAGAUUCCCUUACCUUCCUUUGCUGCUUCGCUGAGUUUGUCUCCAUUUGCCUGCACCAUCGCUGUUGGCUUCAGCGAACGUAUGCUGAGACUGAUUGAUCGCGCAACAAGGACAUCGGAGGACUACGCAGGCCACAACGACACAGUUUGCCUCUGCAGAUUUGCCCCCUCUGGGAAACGCCUCUUCACAGCCUCCUACAAUGAGAUCCUGGUGUGGGAAGUCCAGAGCAGCUCACCAAAGUAGCUUGAUCAGCCCCUCAGAACCACGAGCCAAAAAAUGGCCGGAUGUUAAUAGGGGAUGGCUGAUUCUCCCUGGCUUUUUGACAUGAUAGCAGUUGGCAGACGCAUCCAUUGCGAGAGAUCUCAUCACCUCUGGAAUUGUCAGGUGGCAUCUGUCCAAGCGCCUUUUUAAAAAGUGGGGUGGUUUUUCAGAAUCAGUGGCCCAAGCUGCCGAUUAUAACAACUGAUCUCCAUUCUUCUGAUGUCCCUACAAGAAUACGUGGAUUUUAAGUAACAUGCGAACCCCAGCUAAAGUAUUUGGCCCAGGGGAGAUCUAUUGUGAAACAGGGAAGAGGGUAGCACAAUGUUCCUCUCUUCUGUUGCAGUUGGUUUUAGUUCCCUUACUCUUACGCAUUGUGUCAAAUGUAUAUAUGUAUAUUUUGCAUAUUUUUCUACAACUAAAAUAGCUUCUUCUUUUUUUUAAAAAAAAAUUGCAUUCUCUUCCAGGAACUGCAUUUUGAUUGUAUAGUUUUAUAGUUGCCGGUUACAUUUUCAAAUGAACAUUUAGCUGAAAAGGAAUGCCUUUCUCCCAUUCUUGCUUUCGGUUUUUCUCAGUAACGGGAUCACACAAAGCAUUAACCAAAAAGAAACACUGCUGAGCAUCAACUGCUGAGUAGGCUUUCAAAGUACAGGUUCACCUUUUAAAGGAUUUGUUUUAGAGAUCAGGAACUUUCAAGCUCAUUUUAUACUCGGAAUUUAUAAAGAUGAUGACUUUUGCUUUUAGAACGCAUGGUGAACGACACACAAGUUUGUUCCUCAGGUAGUGUGAUCGGAUACCAGCAGUGCAACAGGUGUUUCUUUCCUUUCUUAACCUUGGCCUGUAACAACCCGAAGCAACAACAUUCACUUUGCACUUGGUUUUUGUUUGUAUUUGAUAACAAAAGAAUUGGACUUGUUUUAAUUUUUUUAAAAAAAUUCCAAAUAAAUGAAUAGUUUUGUGUAUUUCAACCUCUGCGGCUUUCUCUUGUUCC
Molecule: messenger RNA, 1522 nt
Organism: Thamnophis sirtalis
Lineage: Eukaryota; Metazoa; Chordata; Lepidosauria; Squamata; Natricidae
Source: RefSeq, a predicted model, not a curated record